CGAGCGUACUGUCACAGAAUUGGCGUUUGAGGCUACGUGAGAUUGCUGCGAGUGGAUUUAAGAAUCCCGCGUGGUGGGAAUUCUGUGACUUGAGAUGUGGUUUGUGAUGCCGGCUUCCUAGAAUAAGGCCACUCCUAUAAAGGAAAAAAGUAGGUCUCAAGCCCGGAAAUUCAUCCUUGCUAAGGAUACCCUUGAUGAGACACCAUUACCAGGAUUUCAGGACAGAUCCUAAAUGUGGUGGCCACUUCCUAAAAGCUGUUAAAAAUGACCAAGUCCCAGGGCUUAUUGUCAUUCAAUGAUGUGGCUGUGGAUUUCACCUGGGAAGAGUGGCAGCUGCUAGACACUGUUCAGAAGAACCUCUACCGGGAUGUGAUGUUGGAAAAUUAUAGCAACCUAAUGUCAUUGGGUUAUCAAGUUACCAAGCCAGAACCAGUGAUGCACUUGGAGAAAGGAAAAGAAAAAGAAAAAGCAGUAGUAGAGAGGGAAUUCCCAAGUCAGUGUGGUCCAGAAGUAAUGUGGCAAGUUUAUGAUUGGCAUCGGGAAGAUAACGGGAAGGGUGGACCUGUGGAGAGAGACCAUGAAAACAAUGCAUUGGGAAAAAUAUUUCCUUUGAGCAAAAACUUUGUUUCAUUUACACAAAGACCCCAUAAAUGUGUCUCAAGAGGAAUAAGUUUGAAACAAAAUUCAGACCCAAGUUAUCAGAGUAAAAGCUAUGCAGAAAUGAACUCUGAUGAGUUAAAUGGUUAUGGGAAGUCAUUUUUCCAUACUCUACAUGAAACCUCCCACCCUCGAGCCCAGUACUAUGAACAUAAUUUAUGUGUGAGGUCUUUCAGCACAGUAACAAAUCUUAAAAGACAUCACAGAAUUCACACAGAAGGGAAACCUUACGAAUGCAGUGAAUGUCCCAGAUCCUUCAGGUAUAAGUCAAAGCUCAUAAUACACCAGAGAACCCAUACAGGAGAGAAGCCAUACAGAUGCAGUGAAUGUCAGAAAGGUUUCAGUACAAAAUGUCAUCUCACUCUGCACCAGAGAACUCAUACAGGAGAGAAACCGUAUGAAUGUAUCGAGUGUCAGAAAUCCUUUAGAACAAAAUAUCAUCUCAUUCUACACCAUAGGACUCAUACAGGAGAGAAACCCUAUGAAUGCAAAGAAUGUGGAAAAGCUUACAGGGAAAAGACGAAGCUCAGAUUACAUUACAGAACACAUACAGGAGAGAAACCUUUUGAGUGUAGUGAUUGUGGGAAAGGUUUUAUGCAAAAGUCAAACCUGAUUAUCCAUCAAAGAAUCCAUACAGGAGAGAAACCUUAUGGAUGUAAAGAAUGUGGAAAGGCCUUCUGUAGUAAGUCUCAGCUUGUUGUUCACCAGCGAAAUCAUACAGGAGAAAAAUCCUAUGAAUGCAGGGAAUGUGGAAAAGCCUUCAAUAAAAACUUACACCUCAUAACACAUCAGAAAAUUCAUAUCAGAGAGAAACCUUAUGAAUGCAGUGAAUGUGGAAAAGCUUUUGUACACACAUCACAGCUCAUUCUACAUCAGAGAAAUCAUACAGCAAGAACACCUUAUGAAUGUGAGGGAUGCGGGAAAGCCUUUAAUAAAAAGUCACACUUCAUAACCCAUCAGAGAAUUCAUACGGGAGAGAAGCCUUAUGAAUGCAGUGAAUGUGGGAAGGCUUUUAUAGACAAGUCACAGCUUAUUGUUCAUAGAAGAACUCAUACGGGAGAGAAACCUUAUGAAUGCAAGGAAUGUGGGAAAGCCUUUAAUAAAAAGUCAUCCCUCAUAACACAUCAGAGAAUUCAUACGGGAGAGAAACCUUAUGAAUGCAGUGAAUGUGGAAAAGCUUUUAUAGACAAGUCCCACCUCAUUGUCCAUCAGAGAACUCAUACAGGAGAGAGACCCUAUGAAUGCAGUGAAUGUGGAAAAGCUUUCAUACGAAAGGCAAUGCUCAUUGUCCAUCAGAGGACACAUACAGGAGAGAAACCCUUCGUAUGCCUUGAAUGCCAAAAAGCCUUUAGCAGUAUGGCAAUGCUCAGUAGACAUCAGUUGAUUCAUACAGGAGAGAAACCCCAUGGAUGCAGUGAAUGUGGGAAGGCUUUCCGCCAAAAAAGCCAUCUUAUUAUCCAUCAACGAUGCCAUACUGGAGAGAAACCCUAUGGAUGCAUUCCAUGUGGUCAAAUCUUCAACCAGAAGUCACAGCUCAUUAGACAUCAGAGACAUCACACAGGAGAGAAACCAUAUCAGUGCACUCAAUGUGGGAAAGCCUUUUUUGAGAAAUCAUACCUCAGUGUCCAUCAGAGAAGUCAUGCAGGGCAGAAACCUUAUCAAUGUGGUGAGUGUGGGAAAACUUUCUCUGUCAAGUUCUUUCUCACUUCACAUGAGGAAAUUCAUACAUGAAAACAAUCCCAGGAACACAGCACUGGGAAGACUUUAGUGAGAUGCCAGAUCUCCCUGAAGAUAAGAAAAUUCACACGAGAGUCACCCUAUGAAUGCAGGGAAAGUUAGGGUACUUUUCCAUUAAUUUUGGCCUUUGUAAGUUUCAAAACUUACCCAGAAGAGAAAUUUUUUAAAUGCAGUGAAUAUAGGAAAAUUAUCUACUACCAAUGUAGCCUCAUAUUUCAUGAGAAAAAAGGCAGUAUGAAUGAAAAGUUGAAAUCUCUUCUUGAGAAGAGAUCCCAUUAUACAUCGCACAAAAUGAAACCUUUGGGUACAACAAAUGUUUUUGAUAGGCUAUCGUAAAGUAGCCAGUUUUCACUGUGGAAAAAAAUCUCACAAAUAUUGUGAAUUCUUGAGUAGCUUCCAAACAAAUGAGUUUUCAUACCAAGGAAUACAGAUGGCUGAAGACUUGUGAUAAGGGAUGCCUCUGGCAUGAAGUCCAAACUUAUCAUGCAUCAGAUAAUAUUUUUUUAAGGAGAAUUAGUAGAGUGUAAUGAUGGUGGGAAAGUUUAUUUACAUAUAAACAACUUUAUAAUAAAAAUUUUGAUCAUCGUAUUACCAUGUAUUUAUAGAAAAUGUAACACAAAGUAGUCAGUUAGGAAGAGCAGAUAACUUUAGCAUGCCAAAGGACACUUUGUUUCAUGUUUGAAUAUAUUGCAUAGUCAAAGAAGUAAAUUAAGAAAGGUCCCAGAUGUAUGUAUUUGCUUUGUAUCUGAGUAUUUUUGUAGAACAUGUAUAUGAUGAUUUUCAAAUUUCACAAGGUAUUGAAAGUUGUGUACCACGAAAUUCUUGUUCCAGUUUGUAUGUCUAAUAUCUACCAAAAAUGUCAACAUAGUGAAAUAUAUAAAUCACAAGGGAAGUAAUUCAGCUUAACAUUAAAGAAGACUAUAACACCA
This is a messenger RNA of Balaenoptera musculus (blue whale), 3323 nucleotides long. RefSeq names its product zinc finger protein 268-like. The record is from RefSeq and is a predicted model, not a curated record. NCBI's taxonomy places the organism in Eukaryota, Metazoa, Chordata, Mammalia, Artiodactyla, Balaenopteridae. Bases 265 to 2388 code for a protein of 707 amino acids. Gene Ontology annotation, biological process: regulation of DNA-templated transcription. The transcript is spliced from 5 exons.